UUACCGAUACAAUAUAAGAAGAGACGCAAGCAAUUAACCUCGUUGAAUGGGAAGGUCACACUGUCGACCAUAGAAUACGAGUGGUUGGCGAAGGUCGAAAUAGGAACUCCUGGACAAACACUGAAUCUCCUGGCUGACUCGGGAUCACCGGAAACCUGGAUCACCACACCGUCCUGUGAAAAAUGUGUGAGCGAAAACUGCUUCGAUCCAGUCGAGUCAUCCACCUUCGUUUACAACGGGUCCGAAUUUAGUAUGACAUACAUUGGAGGAGGUGGUCCCGAGGGUUAUUUUGCCUCGGAUGUAAUAAACCUUGGCGGGAUUGUCUUGGUGAAUCAGAGCAUGGGAUUCAUCACUUAUAGUGAUAUUAUGAUAGAUGCGGAUGGGUUACUGGCUCUCGGACUUAGCGCAUUGAUUAAAGAUUUGCAGACCGAUGUGGGAGGGGAAAUAACUUUUGGCGCAAUUGAUUAUUCGAAAAUUGACGGGGAAAUAACAUACUCCUUUCUGACGGAAGAUGAACAUUGGCAGAUCACGGUGACCAAUGUCUACUUUAACGACCUGCCCCUCAACCUAAACAAAUCCAUCACAUUUCCGGUGGCCUUUGAUACCGGAUCUCAACAGAUCAUGAUGGAUGGCAAUCUCGCCGAAUCCAUA
Molecule: messenger RNA, 651 nt
Organism: Acaulospora colombiana
Lineage: Eukaryota; Fungi; Glomeromycota; Glomeromycetes; Diversisporales; Acaulosporaceae
Source: the annotation of a GenBank genome assembly